AUUUCGCCUCAUUAAUUUUUUUUAGAAGAUGAAAAUGUAGAUGUUUUAGUUCCACAGCUACACGAGAACUUCCGUAAUCUGACACGUGAACUCGACAGUUUUGAAGCUGACAGUCAUGUUGUAACAGUAAUCAAACGAAUAUUCCUGGCCUGGGAACGGACUCGAGUCUGUGUUUCCAGCUGGGACUCUCGUGCCUUGAUGUGAUGUAGUAGUUUUAACCACGUGCCAUUGUAGCAAAAGAAAAUCAAGCUGUACCAGCCUGGACAUGGCACCUCAUGUGGUUACGCUAUCCUCUUUUGACCAUCUUCACUUCAGUGAUAAGGACAAAUUGAAGAGGAAGCCGAUUGUUGAAAAGAUGCGUAGAGACCGUAUCAACAACUGCAUCGACCAGCUCAAGAGUCUCCUGGAGAAGGAGUUUCACAGCCACGAUCCCAGUGCCAAACUGGAGAAGGCCGAUAUUCUGGAAAUGACCGUCAACUUUCUCAAACAGCUGCAGCACCAGCAGCAGCAGCAGCAGCUUCCUCAGAGGGACCAUAAUGAAGGCUACUCUCACUGCUGGAGGGAGUCUGUCCACUUCCUCACUCUUCAUUCCUCUGGAGGUGGAUCCGGCCAGGAGCUCCAGCACCUCCACAACACCCAGCUAGGCUCCGCUCCACCAGCAUCUUCCUCUAAACUGAACAUGGCUGGAUUGCAACAGCAUGACAGCAGGAGGCCCGUCUGGAGACCCUGGUAGAGACGCUGUGAACUGUAAACCCUGAGGGAGUCACAGUAACGCCUCUCAUAAAAGUAGGAGAUUCAUUUCCAAAGUGUACAUUUGUGUUGUCAUCAUAUUGCUUGACAAAAACUUUAGACAAACAUGUGUUUGUCAAUAGAAAGAGGUGUAUUAAUGUGCUUCUUUUUCCGUUUAGGAUAGGUCAUAAUGUGAUUUUGUACUACAUAUGUGAUUACUUGAAUUUACGGAGCCCCGCACAUGACAUGCAAAAAAAAUAAAUAAAUUGUGCGCACGAUUUACUAAUUUGUUCCCUCAAUGUACUGAAACGUGCACACGAUUACUAUUGCGUCCCCCCGAUUUGCUAAAACGAACGCAUGAUUUCUAAAUCGAGUGAACGAAAUAGUAAAUCGAGGGAACACAAUAGUAAUUGUGUGCACGUUUUAGUACAUUGAGGGAACGAAUUAGUCAGUCGUGCAAACGAUUUAGCCUAAUAUUUUUUCCUGCAUGUCAUGUGUGGGGCUUGUUUUUUGCAAAUAUAUAUAAACAUAUUGAUGUAUGCAUAUUUAAAUUGAGGUUGACUCCAGUGGAGUUGAAAUUGUACUUAAAAGUUUUUCAGAGUAUUUUUAUGUUUCCACUGGCUAUUCUCCAUCGUUUGGUAGGUAAUGGAUGUUGUACCUUUGAUAAAGGAUCCAGUUUGUUGUCUUGGCCAGUGAUGUUUUGAAAAUGAGCUCUUAUGUCAAAUAUUUUCUGUUAAUAAAAUUCUACA
Messenger RNA from Carassius gibelio (silver crucian carp), 1478 nucleotides. RefSeq names its product hairy-related 12 (gene her12). The coding region runs from base 266 to 733 and encodes 155 amino acids. Lineage: Eukaryota; Metazoa; Chordata; Actinopteri; Cypriniformes; Cyprinidae. Gene Ontology annotation, cellular component: nucleus. The transcript has 3 exons. The record is from RefSeq and is a predicted model, not a curated record. Gene Ontology annotation, molecular function: DNA-binding transcription factor activity, RNA polymerase II-specific; RNA polymerase II cis-regulatory region sequence-specific DNA binding; protein dimerization activity. Gene Ontology annotation, biological process: regulation of transcription by RNA polymerase II; regulation of neurogenesis; anterior/posterior pattern specification.